AUUUGUGUUUCAAGUUGAAUUUGUAAGUUUUCCUUAAAAGAAAAGAAUGGGCAGGUGUCCUGAGCUUCUUGAUCUGAUCUCUAUGAACAGGGAAUGGAAGUUGACUAGAAAUGGUGCUGAAAGCUCUGUGAGUGAGAACAAUAAAACAGAACUGAGACUCGGAUUGGCAGGAGGAGAAGGAGAAGAAAGCAGCAGCAGCAGCUUGAAUGGUAACCAUGAAAGUGGUGAAUUUCUUGUCUCUUCUGCUAAGCUUUUUCCUUGUUGUUUGAACAUUAGAAGCAACAAAAGGUCGGUUUAUGAAAAAGCUGAAGGCAUUGCAGGAAAUGAUGAAUUCCAACCCCACAAGCUGAUUGCUUCCUUACCAUCUUCAGCUUUUCAAAGGGAAGCACACAAGCUGGAGUUGGUGCCAUAUUUGCAACAUUUUUUGAUGACCCAGAACCUGGAGUUGGUGUCAGAGGAGCCAUCAAAGGCAUGCAGUUUGAGAACAGCUGAGUUUCCUUACUUGAAUGGGCAAUCAUGUCCGAACACUGGUUCUGUUCCUGCUGAUUCAUCUCAAGAACCUAAACACCAUCACAAAAGGGCAUCGGCUGCAUCAGCUGUUGGUUGGCCCCCCAUCCGUUCAUCCAGGAAGAUCUAUGUUAUCCCCCGCUCUUCAAAGCCUAACCCUCUUGAGUUGUCAAAAGCUGUGAAGGAGGGGAAUGGCUCAAAAUCCGACUGUUGCAGUGGACAAAUGUUUGUUAAAGUCUGUAUGGAUGGCGUUCCCAUUGGAAGGAAACUGAAUCUCCAAGCCUAUAAUAGUUAUGAUCAACUCUCUGCUGGCAUACACGAGCUCUUCCACUGUCUUCUUGCAGCACAAAAAGGUUAUCUGGAGGCUGAGGAAGGGAGAAAGAUGGAGGAAACAACAACAUUUUCUGAUUCCAAACAGAUGAACGGGAUGUAUACUCUGGUUUACUAUGAUAAUGAAGGGGACAGAAUGCUUGUUGGUGAUGUCCCAUGGAACAUGUUUGUUUCCACUGUGAAGAGGCUACAUGUGUUAAAGAGCUCUGCCAUUGCCACCGAAAAGAAGUGAAUUUCCUUUCAAAAUUCAAACACAUUCAUCUGAAAGGUACUGGAAAUGUUCUUUUCAAAUCUUUCAGAGGUUUGGCUUAGAAUAGCAGCAAUUUUGGGUUAAAGAGUCGAUGCCGGUUAGGUUUGGCAGUGUAAUGAAGCUGCAACUUGUAAGCGCAGCCUGAGCUUUUAAGGUUGAGGCAACUGCUGUUGUGUGUGUGCACAUAUUUUGUUCUGUUUCUUCAGAAUGAUAUGAGUUUUGAUUUU
This is a messenger RNA of Cucurbita maxima (winter squash), 1314 nucleotides long. Its product is annotated as auxin-responsive protein IAA16-like. Lineage: Eukaryota; Viridiplantae; Streptophyta; Magnoliopsida; Cucurbitales; Cucurbitaceae. Gene Ontology annotation, biological process: regulation of DNA-templated transcription. The record is from RefSeq and is a predicted model, not a curated record. Gene Ontology annotation, molecular function: protein binding. The transcript has 4 exons. Gene Ontology annotation, cellular component: nucleus. The coding region runs from base 47 to 1069 and encodes 340 amino acids.